UUGUCAAACAUUGUCACGCGAGCCUCAGUGACUCCCUUGCCGCCAAAAUCUCGCGCUCUAGUAACGUUACCUCAGCACUUACUGUUGUAUAACCUCAAACUGAGAUCAGUGACUGUGUCGGUUCGACCAGUUUUACCCUCGUAAUUUCAUUUUCAGAAUGAGUGGGACACAGUCUUUGGUUUUUCUCAGUCUUCCGGAGCUGAGGAAUCUGUGUUGUGUGAAUCUGUUCUUCCCGAACAGUUGCGAUGAAACGGACUCGAGGAAUAAACAAGUGAAAACCUGCAGGGAGCUUGUUCUCUUGCAUUCAGACGUCGUUGCUUCUCCCGUGUUGGGCAAUUUUGGGGGCAUUACUGUUAUAAUGACUAUUGCAUUUUACAAGAGCGGUAUCAUCCAGGCUUUUGCACACAAACAUGGUCUACAGCUCAACCCUCCUCAAAGGGUGUUUCCUGCCAUUCUGCAGACGUGUUUGUCUUAUUCUGUGACUGCUAGACUGGCCCCUAAAUGGAACAAAGCAGGACAAUAUCUAAUAGCAGGAAAAGAUUUCCUCAGUGACUCUGGAAAACGCAAUGCGGUUGUGCUUGAGCUGAGUCUCACUGAGACUCAACUGUGUGUCAGUGUGGAAGCCAACACAGUCAGACUUCCUCCAGCUGUGAUAAAGGAUUUUGAUAUUCCUGCUCCUGUGGUGAAGAACUUCUUUCACAAUAAUGAUGCUGUGCUGGAUAUAGUCAUGCCAAAUAACUGGUGCCACGUUCUGCCAAGUAUGAAGAAAGGCCAAAUCAUUAGCAUCAGUCGCAGGAUUCCACAGCAAAGCCCAUUCCAAUCUUACAUGGAGUUUCAAAAGCAAUGGAACAACAUGUAUGGAUAUCAGCUGCCCUCAGUAAGCGAAGAGGAAGUCGUCUACUGCAGUGUGUACUUCAAACCAAUAGGUGACAAGCUGUUCACAUAUCCAUUGUGCUGCAUCCGCACUCAGCCGGUACAGUGCUUUCCCAGAGUGGACCUGCAGGGGGUGCUGGGAACCUUCUUAUCAGAUCUGCAGGCCGGACUGGAGCGUGUGUGCGGUUUUUCAGUGCAGAUGACCUGCAAGCCUUGCUACUACAGCUAUGAACUGAACAGACCAGACACUCAGCGCUUUGGUUCUCUGCCUUCAAACGUGACAACAGAAAACAGCAGCAGAGCUGUACUGAACCAGCUUCCCAGCAGCUGCCCACGGGACGCAGGGCAGCACCACUACAGUCAGUGUGACUCAACUGGAAAACAGACUGAAAAGAAAAAGAGAUCCAGUUUGGAUUCGUCUGUUGACCAGAAAGACUGGACGUCCUCCAACUUGGCAACUCAGUCCUCCUCGUCUCACACUAAUGUUCACUUUACUCACAUCCAGUCACGAUCUGCACUUCCAAGACCAAAGCUCGUGCCAAUCUUUAAAAACAAAUCCCACACCCGCCAUGUGAACGUGACUGAGAUGCUUGCAGUGAAACAGCAGCAGGGGCCGGAAGCGCAGAAGCGAACAGCAGUUAUAAGGCCUCUGUCAUCUACUUGUCUGUCAUCAUCUUCCAGACCCCACUGCUUCACACCACCAGCCUCUUCUAACCAGUUCUCCAGGCCUCCAGCCCUGGAGCGGAUAACUUUACCUUUUUCUAAAAGUAAAGAAAAGACCAACAGCGGAGUCAAUGUGAUUAUCCCUACUCUGCCUUUAGUACUGAUGCAGCCCCACAUCAUGCCUGAGAUCCCCAGCAAUAGAGGAGGAGACACGUUUGAGUCAAAACCAAAGAGGCUCAAGAGUGUGCAGGACGUGGAAGUAUAUGCAACGAGCAAUCAGCUCUCUAAGGUCAGCUCGGCGACUCUGCAGACAUGGUUAAAGAGUCGAGGGAUCAAUGUGCGCUCAAAGGAAAAGAAAGAGGAGCUGGUGUCAAAGGUCAUGAAAUGUCUGAGUGAAACUUAGGAGUGUUGGGUUUGGUUACUCACUUAAAAAACACACACUAUAGAGACUUUGCAUACUGAGUUUUUGUUUGUUCCAUUGACAAACUCUGUUGACAGUUCAAUGCGUUUCCCACAAGUUACACCAUAUUCAUUGCACAUGACAUUUGGUUUCAGACUUUUUAUUUUUUCAAGCAAGACCUUUUAAGCUAAAAUCUGUUGUUUAAUUGGAUCCAGAGUUUGGAAAGAGCUACAGAUAAAGCAAAAAAAAACA
Messenger RNA from Cyprinus carpio (common carp), 2188 nucleotides. Its product is annotated as chromosome B24 C18orf63 homolog. The record is from RefSeq and is a predicted model, not a curated record. Lineage: Eukaryota; Metazoa; Chordata; Actinopteri; Cypriniformes; Cyprinidae.